Messenger RNA from Pecten maximus, 14663 nucleotides. Its product is annotated as dynein heavy chain 10, axonemal-like. Gene Ontology annotation, cellular component: dynein complex. The record is from RefSeq and is a predicted model, not a curated record. Lineage: Eukaryota; Metazoa; Mollusca; Bivalvia; Pectinida; Pectinidae. Gene Ontology annotation, biological process: microtubule-based movement. The coding region runs from base 71 to 14167 and encodes 4698 amino acids. Gene Ontology annotation, molecular function: dynein light intermediate chain binding; dynein intermediate chain binding; minus-end-directed microtubule motor activity. The transcript is spliced from 68 exons.
CGACAGCAAAAAUGAACGGUGCCCGCUGGAAAUGAAUCUAAAUAUUUAAAAGUACAGAAUUUCUAGCAAGAUGGAUGAUCCAAGAUUUGAGUGGAUCGGCAAACAAGUGUCACUGGCACUGGACAUUAAAGAAAAUGACGUGUUUGAAGAUCUUCUUGAAAGGGAUGACGGAGAGCAGGAACGUGAACUUGGAAAGUUUCUGAACGAUACACCAGAGGAACAUGAAUCUUCUAUUCUUUUCUAUAAAAUCAUACGAGAAGAGGAAGAAGAAGUUGAAGUAGAAUGCGAGCCAGAAAUCCCCAGCAUAGAGGAGGAGGAAGAUGCUGGAGAGGGAGAAGGUGAACAACAAGGGGGUGAGGGGGAAGGAGAAGGUGGCGACCAACCCCUCCCUGUGUCCUCACCAACAGGCACUGGUGAUGGAGAAGAUCAAACACCCAGAAAGGGCACAGGUAAAAAAAGGAAGAAGGGGAAGGACACACCUACUAGUGAUGAACAGAAGGACGAAGAUGCUACCAAGACACCCGUCCCUGAAGGAGAGGCUGCAGCUGCUGAAGGAGAGGAAGAAGGCGAGGAAGAUGAACAAGAAAACAAGUUACCCAAAACUAAAAUCAUCAAACAGAAGGUGAUGCGUACCUACCUGUACAUGUGUUAUCAACAUCUGCCAGAGGAGUUAGCCGACCAGGACUGUGUGUACUUCCUGAGGAACACCCCAGGAAUGGUACCUCUCCCCAACAGUGUCGACGAGGCAGAUGAGACGCUGCCAUCGUAUUUCGAGAUCGGUAUCCUCAAUGGACACUCCCUUGUCAUGCUGGAACAGAUCAUCUCACAAGUCUACAUGCCACUGUUGUCCUAUAAUCAACAAAGAAAUGGUGAGGUACGGACUAAAGAGGUAAGUCCACCCAGUCGGACUGACACACAAACAUCUGUAAAAACUGAUGGUGAUGGAGAAGGGGAUGAUUCUAAAGACAAGGUCAAUGUGGCUGAAUCUCGUGCUAAGGCCCUGCUGCGUGAUGAAUUCCUUAUCAACAUGCAAAAAUUUGCCUCCAGCAUUAACCGUACAAUACAGCAAAUUGAAGGUGAAGUUCGACUUGAUAUCCCAGAUAUUGAAAUCAGUGACAAUGUUGAAGAAGUGCUUGCUAAUAAUGACUUGAUGCAAACGAUCAGAGAAACAUGUGGUGACUGGGCCAAACGGAUCAGAGGUGCUUUAGAGACACAGAUGAAAAAGGUACCCCUAGGUAAAGGACCCCUGGCCGAGAUUGAUUUCUGGCGAGAAAGAAACGCAGCUCUAAGUGCACUGACAGAACAGCUGAAGAUUCCCAAGGUUGCACAGAUGCUGGAAGUGUACAAUCAUGUGGAGAAUGACUUUGAUGACAUCAAAUCAGAACUCAAUAAACUUUAUGUUGAGGCUAAAGACAAUGUCCGUUUUCUGUCAACAUUGGAGCGUCACUUCAAAAACAUUACCCAUGGUGCAACAUUUCAGGUUGUCAUAGAAACCAUUCCUUCAAUGAUGAAUGCUCUGCGUAUGGUAUGGAUAAUCUCCAGACAUUACAAUAAGGAUGAACGGAUGGUACCACUGAUGGAGAGAAUUGCAUGGGAGCUUGCGGAACGUGUGGCACGUGUCAUCAACAUCAGGACAAUAUUCAAAGAGGGUACUGAGGAGGUGAAGAGGAAAACUCAGGAGGCGAAAAAAAUGUUACUCGUGUGGAAAGAAUCCUACUUUGAUGUCCGAGCGAAGAUUGAGGCGUCUGGCCGUGACCAGCGGUGGGAGUUUGACAGAAGGAAACUAUUUGAGAGAACAGAUUAUAUGGCUAGCAUCUGUCAAAACUUCUAUGACGUAGCAGAGGUACUUGAGGAGUUCUAUAACAUCUUUGGGCCAGAACUAAAGGCAGUGACCGGAGAUCCAAAGAGAAUUGAGGAGGUGCUACUUCGAGUGGACGCUCUAGUGAAACCUCUUGAGGAGGUCAGUUUUGACCCCUUCAUGACAAACUACAAAGCCUCUUGGCGGUCUGAAAUCAUGGACAAAUUUGACAAACAAGUGGCUUCCAUCGACGGUGAAGCCAUCAUGUUUAUUGACGAGUCAUUCCAGUCCCUGAGGUCAGCUGAAGGGGCAUUCGACAUGUUACAGAACUUCAAACACAUCCGAUCUAGGGCGGCCAUCAAUGCACAGAUGAUGCAGAAGUUCAAAGAUAUUCUAGUGCAGUAUGAAAAAGAGGUGUCAGCUUUAGAUGAGCUUUUCCAACAGCACCGUGAUAAUCCACCUCUUCACAAAAACCAUCCAUCUGUAGCUGGCGCCAUCUUCUGGGAACGGUCUCUGUUCCAUCGUAUCAAACAUACCAUUGUACGAUUCCUUACAAUGGAAGACAUGAUGCAGAGUGAGAUGGGGAAACAUGCACGUGCCAAGUACCUCAGUGUAGCAAAACAGAUGAAGCUGUAUGAGGACCAGAAGUACGAGGCCUGGAAGGAAAACGUGGAACUCGUCCUGCCCUCCCUACUAAAACGAAACCUACUGGUCAAGCCACAACACUCUCAGCUCACACAGCAAGCACAUGAUGACCAUGGCGAAGCAGUAAAGCUACCUAACACAGAAAUUGUGGUAACUGGUACCGAUAACACAAAUCACCAGCUCGUCACAACACAGCCAACCAAUCAGCAGCCAGAACAACCACAGACCGACCAACCAGAGCAGGCUACCAAUAAUGGGAUUCAGAUAAAGUACCUGGUGGACUUUGAUCCGAUGUUGAGUGAAAUUAUCUCUGAGACAAAAUACAUGGAACAGUUGGGAUUCCCAGUCCCAGAGCUGGCUCGUAAUGUGGCACUCCAGGAAGAGAAAUACAUCAAGUAUGUGGAAAAACUAAAGCAUAUGUUGGAGCGUUACCACACACUACUGGCUGCACUUGACACCGCAGAGAGUAAUUUACUAGAGGACCAUAUACGUGACUUACGUCGUGUCAUCAGACCUGGAUCAAAGCGUCUCAACUGGAACUCGCUCGGUAUCAACGACUUUGUCCUCAAAUCUGGAUCUGCUAUUGCCAAAUUUGAGUCCCUGGUGAAUCAAAUUCAGAAGAAUGCCAAAGACAUCAAUCAGAGAUUGGGGAUGAUAGAGAAUGCCAACCUGUACAAAGGGCCAGUACCUAAGUACCCUGACAUGUUACCAAGUUGUAAGGAGUACUAUGAACAUGUUGAGAAGGAACGGAGUAAGGACUUCGAGAUCCUAGCCAGAAAAUACCGUGCUAUUGGGCCACUGCUGACCAAGAUGGAGGGGUUGGUGGUACAUACAAACUCUGGACGUUCACCAAAACUCAGUCAGUAUUAUGCCUACUGGGAACGCAAGGUCUACGACGCACUCAGCAAAUUGAUCAUGAAUAACCUGCAUCGAUUUGAAACGGCCUUGAGAUCAGAUCGGUCGUUAUUCCAAGUUGAGACACUUCUGGCUCCCCCAGAUGUGGUGCUCCAUCCUCAGGCCAACGAGGUCUACAAAUUAACACUCCAGUGUGUCCGCGACUGUGUCGAGGGAACAAAGAUGUUUGUACGCUGGAUGAAUGGAACAUGUAUCGAAACACCACCACAGAAAGUAGAGGGCGAGGAUGAAGCAUAUGUAUUUAGCUUUUUUACGGACAUUUCUGUGAACCCAGAAGUAAUAGACUAUGUACAGGGCAUCCAAAACAACAUCAAAAAUACUCUCACUAACAUGACACGGUACCUCAACAGAUGGAAGAAGUACAGAAGCAUAUGGAAGGUGGACAAGCAAACCAUUGCAGAUAAGUGGUACCAGAAAGGCCCUAGUGUGGUGGCCUUUGAUGACAAACUUCAGUACUACUACAAGACGAUCGAUGAGGUGGAAGGCCUGCCGCUAGUCAAGGAUCAGGAGUGUAUCCGACUCCACAUGGGACCUCUGGCAUCCUCGGUCAAGGACCAUGCCAAACAGUGGAUCUCACACCUCGGGAAGAUUCUCAGGGAUUCCUCUAAAGAGGCCCUCUACAGUCUCCGGGACAAUCUAGAUGAUAAGUCGGACGACCUUGAUUCAACCCCAAGCAGUCUGGAGGACCUCAAGUUUGUGCUGACAACGAUUUCUGAAAUCAAGACAAUGUCAUUAGAAGUGGAGGGUAAGAUCCGUGAUAUCCAAGAGCGGUACCGAACUCUGUCAAUGUAUGACAUAGAAGUGACAGAUGAGGAGAAGGAAAUCCAGCAGAACCUUUCACAAAUCUGGGACGACCUCGUCUGGAAGUCCAAGAACAUUGACGCAAGCCUCUUCAUGGUUAAGAAGAGGUUUACAGAGAUAACACAAGACCAGAUUAAAGACUUUCAGAAAGCCCUUGAGGAAUUUGCUGUUCGCUUUUAUGAAAAGGGCCCUGGAGCUGUGGGCACCAAUCUGGACAAAGGUCUUGAAUUGAUGAAAACGUUCCGUGGAGAGGUAGGAGACUACGAGACUGACCGACAGGAACUAGCCAAUGCUGAAAAACUGUUUGACUUGCCAAUCACCAUGUACCCAGACCUGCUGGAGGUACAGAAACAGAUGAAGGGUUUGGAGAUGGUCUAUGCUUUGUACGAGGAACAAAUGGCUGCGAGAGAGGGAUGGUCAGAAACACUCUGGUCCAACCUCAAUGUCCAAGUUCUACAGGAUGGAAUUGAGGGUUUCCUCAAACAGCUCAGGAAGAUGCCACGAGAUGUCAAAGCUCUACAGGCUGCUCGUGCCCUCGAAUCAAAGAUGAAGGAAUUCCGUGAUUCUCUCCCCCUGUUUGUUGAUCUCAAACACGAAGCACUACGAGAACGCCAUUGGAAGGAACUGAUGAAUAAGACUGGUCAGAAGUUUGACAUCAACCCAGAAACCUUUACUCUGGCUAAUGUGUUCGCUAUGGAGCUGCAGCGUUUCCAGGAAACCAUCAUAGAAAUUGUAACAGCAGCCAGCAAAGAAAUGGGUAUUGAAAAGGGUGUUAAAGAGGUGGAGGAAAUGUGGAGUAGCAUGAAGUUCACCAUUGUCCCAUACAUGAAAGGGACUUCAAACCGUGGCUACAUCUUAGGUGCCAUUGAUGACGUCCUUCAAAACCUGGAUGACAGUGCCAUGAAUCUACAGAGUAUGGCUGCCUCACGUUUCAUUGGUCCAUUUGCAAACUCUGUCCAGAACUGGGAGAAGAGUUUAUCUCUUGUUUCAGAAGUUUUAGAUGUUUGGAUGGUUGUCCAGAGAAAAUGGAUGUAUCUGGAGGGAAUCUUUAUUGGUGGAGACAUCCGCUCACAGCUGCCAGAGGAGGCAAAAAAGUUCGACCAGAUUGAUAGGACCUUCAAAAAGAUCAUGACAGACACUCACAAAACUCCAACCAUCAAGACAGCAUGCCAUGCACCAAACCGCCUCCAGGACCUGGAGAGUCUGAGCAUGGGACUUGAGAAAUGUCAGAAGUCACUGAAUGACUACCUGGACUCCAAACGUAAUGCCUUCCCACGGUUCUUCUUCAUCUCCGACGAUGAACUGCUAAGUAUCCUGGGUAGCAGUGAUGCCAACUGUGUACAGGAACACAUCAUCAAGAUGUACGACAACAUCGCCUCUCUGAGAUUCCAAGAGGGUGGUAGUAAUGAAACCCUAGCUACAGCCAUGAUCUCUGCUGAGGGAGAAGUGAUGGAGUUCCGCACAAACAUUCCCGCAGAAGGUCGCGUAGAAGACUGGAUGACGUCAGUUUUAGAGGAGAUGAGAUCCACCAAUCGUCUUAUCACAAAGGAAGCUGUGUUCUUCUAUGGAGAAGAUGGCAAGAACAGAGUGGACUGGAUGUUAGGAUACCAGGGUAUGAUAUGUCUGGCAGGUAACCAGGUUUGGUGGACGUGGGAAGUUGAGGACACUUUCCGUAAGGUCAAGAAAGGUCAGAAGACUGCCAUGAAGGACUAUGCCAAACAACAACACAAACAAAUCAACGAGGUCGUCGUACAGAUUCGUUCUCCUCUGUCCAAAAAUGAUCGUUCCAAAUUCAACACAGUCCUCAUCAUUGACGUACAUGCCCGUGACAUCAUCGAUGGCUUUGUCCGUGACAGUAUUAUGGACGCCAAGGAGUUUGAGUGGGAGAGUCAAUUGAGAUUUUAUUGGGAGAAAGAGCCAGAUGAACUGGUGGUCAGACAAUGUACAGGAGAGUUUGGCUAUGGGUACGAGUACAUGGGCCUUAAUGGUAGACUGGUCAUUACUCCACUGACCGACAGAAUUUACUUAACUCUCACUCAGGCACUGUCCAUGAACCUGGGUGGUGCUCCAGCUGGGCCAGCCGGUACUGGUAAAACUGAGACGGUCAAGGAUCUGGCCAAGGCUCUUGGUCUACUUUGUGUUGUUACCAACUGUGGAGAAGGCAUGGACUUUAAGGCCGUGGGUAAAAUCUUCUCGGGUCUGUGUCAGUGUGGAGCCUGGGGAUGCUUUGAUGAAUUCAACAGAAUUGAUGUUUCAGUACUGUCUGUCAUUUCCACUCAACUGAAGACAAUCCAGAACGGACUCAUUCUGAAACUCAAAAAGUUCCACUUUGAAGGUCAAGAAAUCAGCCUUGACCUACGAGUUGGAAUCUUCAUCACCAUGAACCCUGGAUAUGCUGGUCGUACUGAGCUACCCGAGUCUGUGAAAGCCUUGUUCCGUCCCGUGGUUGUAAUCGUACCUGAUCUUCAGCAGAUUUGCGAGAUCAUGUUAUUCUCUGAGGGAUUUUUAAUGGCCAAGGUCCUCGCCAAAAAGAUGACUGUGCUGUACAAACUUGCCAAAGAACAGUUGUCGAAACAGUACCAUUACGAUUUCGGUCUGCGUGCCCUGAAGUCUGUUCUCGUCAUGGCUGGAGAACUGAAGAGAAGUUCAGCAGAACUCCCAGAGGAUGUUGUGCUGAUGAGAGCACUGAGAGACAUGAAUCUGCCCAAGUUUGUGUUUGAGGACGUCCCACUGUUCCUCGGUCUCAUUGGUGAUCUGUUCCCUGGGCUGGACUGUCCCCGUGUGCGCUACCCCAACUUUAACGAUGCUGUGGAAGACGUUCUCGCUGACAACGGAUACGUUAUGCUCCCUGUUCAGGUGGACAAAGUGGUACAGCUGUAUGAGACUAUGAUGACGAGACACACAACUAUGAUUGUCGGGCCAACAGGAGGAGGUAAAUCUGUCGUCAUCAACACCUUGGCACAGUCACAGACAAAACUGGGAACCACUACCAAGUUAUUUGUCAUCAAUCCUAAGGAUCGUAGUGUGAUAGAGUUGUACGGUAUCCUUGACCCCGUCACGCGAGACUGGACUGAUGGUCUUCUCUCAAACAUCUUCCGAGACAUCAACAAACCCACCGACAAGAAGGAGCGCAAGUACAUUGUAUUUGAUGGUGAUGUUGACGCCCUGUGGGUGGAAAACAUGAACUCAGUCAUGGACGACAAUCGUCUUUUGACUUUGGCAAACGGUGAAAGAAUUCGUCUACAGAAACAUUGUGCCAUGUUGUUUGAGGUAUUUGACCUGCAAUAUGCCUCCCCUGCUACUGUGUCCAGAUGUGGAAUGGUAUACGUCGAUCCCAAGAACCUCGGCUAUGAACCCUUCUGGACAAAAUGGAUGAACAGUCGACAAAGCAAGCUGGAGAGAGAUGAGAUGAAGAGACUUUAUGAUAAAUAUGUGCCAUCACUGAUAGACAUGGUGGUUGAGGGUGUGUUAGAUGGCCGACAGGGCGACAAGAUGAAGACUAUCAUACCACUGACAAACCUCAACAUGGUGACCCAGCUAAGUAACAUGCUGGAUGCGCUGUUAGUGAAAGAGAACCUGGAGUCAGAUGAGUUGGAGGCCUACUUCCUCCAGGCACUGUACUGGUCAGUUGGUGCUGCUCUCCUGGAGGAUGGUCGCAUCAAGUUUGAUGCCCAAGUCAAGAAUCUGGCUUCCCUCACACAGGUUGUUGAUGAGGGUAAAACACUAGCAGGAUUAGGUGAAAUCCCUACCUCACAGCCUACCCUGUACGAGUACUUCUAUGAUAAUGAGGAGAAGAAGUGGAUAGCAUGGACCAAAAAAGUGCCAACUUAUGUACACGCUCCUGAGAAGAAAUACAAUGAGAUACUUGUGCCGACUGUUGACACAGUCCGUACCACCUGGUUACUGGAACUCAUGGUGGGCAUCAAACAUCCUGUCGUUUUGAUUGGUGAAACUGGAACCUCGAAGUCUGCUACCACUGCCAACUUCCUCCGUACUAUGGACUCAGAAACACAUUUGUUACUGAACAUGAACUUCUCCAGUCGUACAACUUCACUUGAUGUGCAGCGAAACUUGGAGGCGAAUGUAGAAAAGAGAACCAAGGACACGUAUGGCCCUCCACCGGGCAAGAGGCUGCUUAUCUUUAUUGAUGACAUGAACAUGCCCCAGGUGGACACAUAUGGUACCCAGCAACCCAUUGCACUUUUGAAACUCCUACUUGAGAGAGGAGGCUGCUAUGACAGAGGCAAAGAUCUCAACUGGAAGAACAUGAAGGAUAUAGGCUACAUUGCAGCCAUGGGUAUCGCUGGUGGUGGUCGUAACGAGACCGAUCCCAGAUUUGUCUCCCUUUUCUGCGUGUUCAAUAUGACAUUCCCUUCGGAUGAGUCACUCUACCUUAUCUACAAUUCCAUCCUCUCUGGUCACUGUCAGCCUUUCGCCAAGGAAAUCCAAGACUGUGUGUCCACUAUCACAAAGAUGACCAUGAGUCUUUACAGUUCUGUGGUGAAGGACCUGCCCCCAACUCCGUCCAAGUUCCAUUACAUCUUUAACCUGCGUGACUUAUCACGUAUCUAUCAGGGACUGUGCCUCACUACACCUGACCGCUUCAGCAAACCAGACAAAUUUGUCCGUGUCUGGAGGAACGAGUGCAUGAGAGUCAUUUCAGACAGACUUAUCAACGACACAGACAAAACCAAUGUCAUGAAAACACUACAGAUACUUGUAGAAGAUAAUUAUAAGAACUACCUGGACAUGGUCAUGAAAGACCCAAUCUUGUUUGGAGAUUAUCGCACAGCUUUGGAGGAUAGUGAGCCACGACUGUACGAAGAUAUACAGGACUACGAUGCAUCACAGGCACUCUUUAAGGAGAUUUUGGAGGAAUACAAUGAAAAUUACACCCCAAUGAGACUUGUACUUUUUGAGGAUGCGUUGGAGCAUUUGACCCGUGUGCACCGUGUAAUUCGUAUGGACAAUGGUCACGCCCUACUGGUGGGUGUAGGUGGCAGUGGCAAACAGAGUCUGUGUAAGCUCGCCUCGUACACAGCUGGGUGUGAGGUGUUCGAGAUAACACUCAGUCGAGGCUACAAUGAGCAGUCAUUCCGAGAGGACUUGAAGGUUCUCUAUAACAAACUCGGCAUUGAGAACAAGAAAACUGUGUUCCUAUUUACUGAUCAACAUGUGGUAGAGGAUGGCUUCCUCGAACUCAUCAACAACAUGCUCACUUCUGGCAUGGUGCCGGCCCUCUACCUGGACGAGGAGAAGGAGGCCAUUAUAGGACAGGUACGUAAUGAAGCUAUUGCUGCGGGUUGUCCUCACGCCCGUGAGAUGGUCUGGCAGUUCUUUGUGAACAAGUGUGCCAACAACCUCCAUGUUGUCCUUGCUAUGUCUCCUGUCGGUGAUGCUCUUAGGACUCGCUGUAGGAACUUCCCAGGUAUGGUGAACUGUGCCAACAUUGAUUGGUUCUUCCCGUGGCCAGAACAGGCCCUGUUAGCUGUGGCCAGUGUCUUCAUAGCACCAGAUAAUACACUUAUCCCUGAUGGAAACCGAGAGAAUGUUGUUAGCCACAUUGUGCUUGUCCACCAGAGUGUUGGAGAGUACAGCAAAAAAUUCCAGCAGCGUCUCCGGCGUAAUAACUACGUAACACCCAAAAACUACCUUGACUUCAUCAACACAUACCUCCGAUUGUUAGAUGAAAAAGACAAGUACAUUCUAGCACAGUGUGACCGUCUCUCUGGUGGGCUACAAAAAAUUGCUGAGGCAAGUGAACAGCUAGCAGUUCUAAACGACCGACUUGCCGUUCAGAAAGUGGCUGUUACAGAGAAAACCCAGUCUUGUGAGACCAUGUUGGCAGAGAUAUCGAAGAAUUCAACCAUGGCCACAGAGAAGAAACAGUUGGCUGAGGCCAAAGGAAAGGAAAUUGCUGAACAGAGUAUUGUGAUUGUCAAGGAAAAGGGAGAAGCAGAGGAAGCCCUAGCCGAGGCUUUGCCAGCUCUUGAGGCUGCCCGUCUAGCUCUAGAAGACUUGGACAAGAGUGACGUCACAGAAAUCAGAUCAUUCUCAAAACCUCCGCCAGAAGUACAGCGGGUGUGUGAGUGUAUUGUGGUGAUGAGGGGGAUCAAAGAGGUAUCUUGGAAGUCUGCUCGAGGCAUGAUGGCUGAGGCCAAUUUCCUCAAAUCGCUCACAGAGAUGGAUGUGGAUGCCAUAUCUACCAGACAGACACAGGCUGUAAAAGGUCUGAUGAGUGACAAGACUAUGAGUCUAACAUUGGAUGCCAUGAAAAACAUCAGUAAGGCUGGUGCUGGUCUACUCAAGUUUGUGGAGGCUGUAAUGGGCUACUGUGUGGUUGCCAGGGAAAUCAAACCUAAGAGGGACAAGGUAGCAAAACUGGAAAGAAGCUAUCACCAGGCCAAGCGUGACCUUGACAAAAUCAACAAUGAGGUGUCCUCCCUUGAGAAGGAGCUGGAUGACCUCAGCAAGAAGUACGAAGAGGCUAUGUCGGAGAAACAGAAGCUUGAGGAAGAGGCGGCUAUCAUGGAACGUCGGCUCAUUGCAGCUGACAAACUCAUAUCUGGUCUCGGACACGAAAAUAUUAGAUGGACUAAUGACCUUGAGGAACUUAAAAAGAAGCGUGUCAAGUUGCUAGGUGAUUGUCUGCUGGGUUCAGCCUUUCUGAGCUAUGUUGGCGCCUUUAGUUGGGAGUACCGUAGUGACCUUGUGUACCAGGUGUGGGAGAAAGACCUUCAUGCCAGAGAAAUCCCCAUCAGUGAGCCAUAUAAACUGGAGGAACUGCUAACUAAUGAUGUUGAAAUCAGCAAGUGGACAUCUGAAGGCCUACCUCCUGAUGAGUUGUCUAUUCAGAACGGUAUACUGACCACACGUGCAAGCCGCUUCCCAAUGUGUAUCGACCCCCAACAACAGGCUCUAAAGUGGAUUAUGCACAAGGAGGAACAAAACAAUCUAAAGGUGUGUACAUUCAACGACAAUGAUUUCUUGAAGCAGCUUGAGUUAGCCAUCAAAUAUGGCUUCCCCUUCCUGUUUAAAGAUGUUGAUGAGUAUAUUGACCCUGUUAUUGACAACGUCCUGGAGAAAAACAUCAAAGGUGGACAGGGGCGCGAGUUUGUCAUCUUGGGAGAUAAAGAAGUGGACUAUGACCCUAACUUCCGCCUCUAUCUCAACACCAAACUGGCCAACCCCAAAUAUUCUCCCAAUGUCUUCGGCAAGUCCAUGGUCAUUAACUACACUGUCACUCUCAAGGGACUGGAGGACCAGUUGUUGAGUGUCAUUGUAAAGUUUGAGCGUCGUGAGCUUGAGGAGCAGAGGGAACGCUUGAUCCAGGAGACCAGUGUCAACAAGAAGCUGCUGAAGGAUCUAGAGGAUGCUUUACUCAGAGAGCUGGCCCAGUCUCAGGGCAACAUGUUGGACAAUGUGGAGCUCAUCGAAACUCUGGAAGAGACCAAAACCAAGGCCACUGAGGUGUCGGAGAAGCUGAAGCUUGGAGCCAAGACGGCCAUUGACAUUGAUAAGUUACGUGAUGGAUACAGACCUGCAGCGAGACGUGGAGCCAUUUUGUUUUUCAUUUUGGCUGAAAUGUCUUCCAUCAACACUAUGUACCAGUAUUCCCUAGCCUCUUACCUAGAGGUGUUCGAGUAUUCUCUGAAGAAGUCUAUGCCUGACAGUAUCCUACAGAAACGUCUACGGAACAUCAUGGACACCCUCACACAUAACAUGUACAACUACGGCUGUACUGGUAUCUUUGAGAAACACAAAUUGAUGUUCUCCUUCCAGAUCACCAUCAAACUGGAGCAGGACAGAAGUAAGGUGACUCAGGCUGAGCUCGACUUCUUCAUCAAGGGUAACAUAGCUUUGGAGAAGAGUAAGAGGAAGCGUCCGUUUGGUUGGUUCCCUGAGGAAGGAUGGGAGGACUGUAUCCGAUUAACUGAAGUCUUACCUGAUAAGUUUGGCAGUCUUCUAGAAGACAUUGAGAGAAAUGAACAAGUCUGGAAGAAGUGGUAUGACCAUGACACUCCCGAGUCCCAGCCUUUCCCGCUCAAGUAUGUGGACUCCCUGUCGGACUUCCAGAAGCUUACAUUGCUCAGAUGUUUCCGUGUUGACCGUAUUUACCGUUCUGUGGAGGAGUAUGUCACCAAGGUGAUGGGAGAGAAAUAUGUCACUCCUCCCAUCAUCAGUUUUGAAGCCAUCUUUGAGCAGAGUACUCCCAUGUCUCCAAUCGUCUUCAUCCUCAGUCCAGGAUCUGAUCCUGCUAGUGACCUCAUGAAACUGGCUGAAAGGAUCGAGUUUGGCACCAACAAAAUCAAGUUCCUGUCCAUGGGUCAAGGUCAAGAAAAGGUGGCACUGCAAUACCUGGAGACUGCAAUUGCCCGUGGUCAAUGGCUCAUGUUGCAGAACUGCCACUUACUUGUCAAGUGGCUCAAGGAACUGGAAAAGCAGCUGGAAAGACUGACCAAACCUCACCCUGACUUCCGUCUGUGGCUGACCACUGAACCAACACCCAGUUUCCCCAUUGGCAUCUUACAGAGGUCACUAAAGGUUGUAACAGAACCACCUAAUGGACUCAAGUUGAACCUGCGUGGUACCUACCAUAAGAUUUCUGCAGUUGCUCUAUCGGAGUGCCCCAACCCUGCCUUCCCAGCCCUUGUGUUUGUACUUGCAUUCUUCCAUGCCGUCGUACAGGAGAGGAGAAAGUACGGCAAAAUUGGCUGGAACAUAGCAUAUGACUUCAACGAGUCUGACUUCCGUGUGUGUAUGCAGAUCCUUAACACAUAUCUCACCAAAGCUGAGGAACAGGGAGAAACAAAGAUACCAUGGAACAGUCUGAAGUAUCUUAUUGGAGAGGUGAUGUACGGAGGCAGAGCCAUCGACAACUUUGAUCGUCGUGUAUUGAGCACCUACAUGGAUGAGUAUAUGGGAGAUUUCAUCUUCGACACAUUCCAGCCGUUCCACUUCUACUGCAAUGAAGAGGUUGAUUAUAGGAUCCCUGAUGAUGGCCUUCGUGAUGUAUAUGUUGAUUACAUUGAAGAUCUACCCCAUGCUAACACACCUGAAGUGUUUGGUCUCCACCCGAAUGCUGAGAUUGGAUAUUACACACAGGCUGCCAGAGACAUGUGGGCACAUCUCAUUGAACUUCAGCCCCAGACCGGUGACACCUCUGGAGGAAUCAGUCGAGAAGAGUUUAUUGACAAGAUUGCACAGGAGGUGCUCGGUAAGCUGCCACAGGAGUUUGAGAUGGACAAGAUCAAAAAGAAAUAUGGUCUUGAUAUCUCUCCCACAACCAUAGUGCUGCUACAGGAAUUGGAUCGCUUCAACCUCCUCAUCAACAUCAUGAGGAGGUCAUUAUCAACUCUGAGGAAGGCUCUGAUUGGAGAGGUGGGAAUGAGUAGUGAGCUGGAUGAUGUUGCCCGUGCCUUAUUUAAUGGUAUGAUCCCAUCUAUUUGGAGACGUUUGGCACCAGUCACUCUCAAGUCUCUUGGAAACUGGAUGCUCCACUUUGAGAGAAGAUUCAAACUCUACAAUGGCUGGGUAAAUGAAGGAGAGCCGGGUGUGAUGUGGCUAUCUGGACUACACAUUCCUGAAUCCUACCUGACUGCUCUUGUCCAGGCCACCUGUCGUAAGAAUGGCUGGCCACUGGACAAAUCCACGCUUUAUACCACGGUCACUCAGUGGUCAUCUGCAGAAGAUGUCACAGAGCGUGCUCAUCAAGGUUGCUUUGUGGAUGGUCUGUAUCUAGAAGGAGGAGCCUGGAAUAAAGAGGAAAGCUGCAUCAUCCGACAGAAUCCCAAACAGCUCAUCCAGGAAUUACCUGUCCUCAAGAUCAUCCCCAUAGAAUCCCAUCGAUUGAAGCUUCAGAAUACAUUCAGGACGCCUGUGUAUGUGACCUCACAGAGAAGAAAUGCCAUGGGAGUUGGUUUGGUGUUUGAAGCUGAUCUCGCAACCACAGAACAUAUUAGUCAUUGGUCAUUACAGGGUGUUUGUCUCAUCCUCAACACCGACUAAUAAGGACUCAAAGGACUGUUGCUUCAGGGUGACAACCCGUUAUCAAAGACAACUUAAACUUCUGAACUAAAAGUUAUCACACAAAAAUGAUUAAGUGAUGUGAUGUUCUAUGGUAUCUGAAAUUUGAAAUCAUCCGUGAUGUGCAAUCUGAAGAAACAAAACAAGAAAGUUCUUAUGUUACAGUAUUAUGACAUCGACAUCAAGUCUGAAUUUUGAAAUUUGACAUUUUAUCUUUGCUUUUUGUCACAUCAAUAACACAAUCUUUGAAUUUUUGAAUAUAUGAUAUAUAUGCUGCAUAAUACGUUGGGAAAUAUUGUACCUGUCUGUAUACAGUUGUAGAUACCUAAUAUAUGAACUUAAUCAAAUUCUUAACACCCUCCAGUAUUUGUAAUAAAAGAAAUCCGUCCAAACAUUUCUGCCAGUUAUAUGACAUAGGCUUGUAUGUAUAUUUUAUGUAUCAAUACGUGACACUUUAAUAAACAUAUCUGAAUCUGAA